CACCCCAUCCGCCCCCGUAGCGCCCCGCGCGCAAGCGUCGACUCGCCCUCGCCCUCGGCCUUGCACACCCGUCUCGCAUUCUCGCAGCUGCAGCACGUCGCUGCCGUGCGCGUUCCGUCCUCGCUGCGCUGCCCCCAGAUCGUUCCUCCCGCACUCGGAGCGCAUCUCCAUCCGGUGAAACACCACCUCGCCAUUCACUCUGUCUCUGGACGCCUUCGUUUGCGAGCCGGCGCCCUGCUAUUGUCUCCGUCGAGUGAGGCGCCUGCGCCUGUCGACCCUCCCGCACACGGCACACGGCCGAGCACCCGCCACGAGCAGCCGAUAAGAUGGGCAUCUGCAUGUCGAGCGCAGACAACCAGGAUGCCGAGCAGAAGAAGCGCAGCCAGGCCAUCGACCGGAAGCUCGAGGAGGACUCGCGCCGGUUACGGCGAGAAUGCAAGAUCCUUCUCCUGGGCUCUGGCGAGAGCGGCAAGUCCACCAUCGUCAAGCAGAUGAAAAUCAUACAUCAGAACGGGUACACGCAAGAAGAGCUCGCAAUGUACCGCCUCACCAUAUAUAAGAACGUGAUAGACUGCGCGAAAGCCCUCAUCGGCGCGAUGCACCAGUUCGAGAUUGCGCCCAGCGACCCCAACAAUGAGGAAUUCUGCCGCUAUCUGCUCGACUACACCGUCGACCCCGACCCAGAGAAGCCCCUCGACAUGCGGGUGGGCCAGGCGAUAACCUCGGUAUGGCGGGACCCAUGCGUGUCAAAAGUCCUUGAGCAUUCCAGCGAAUUCUACCUAAUGGACUCGGCGCCAUAUUUCUUCGACGAGGUUAUGCGCAUAGCCGACCCCAACUACAUCCCGAUCGAGUCCGACGUCCUCCGUGCGCGUACGAAAACGACGGGUAUAUACGAGACAAGAUUUACCAUGGGCCAGUUGUCGAUACACAUGUUUGACGUCGGCGGCCAACGGAGCGAGCGUAAGAAAUGGAUACAUUGUUUCGAAAACGUCACAUCUAUCAUCUUUUGCGUGGCAUUGAGCGAGUACGACCAGGUCCUACUGGAAGAAAGCUCUCAGAACCGCAUGAUGGAGAGUCUUGUGCUGUUCGACUCAGUGGUCAACAGUCGGUGGUUCAUGAGGACAAGCAUCAUCCUCUUCUUGAACAAGGUCGAUCUGUUCAAGGCGAAACUGGCGCGCUCACCAUUAGGGAACUACUUUCCCGACUAUUCUGGAGGCAACGACGUGAACCGCGCAGCCAAGUAUCUGCUCUGGAGAUUUAACCAAGUGAACCGAGCGCACCUCAACUUGUAUCCACAUCUCACACAAGCCACCGACACAUCGAAUAUCCGACUCGUCUUCGCCGCUGUGAAGGAGACCAUAUUGCAAAAUGCGCUCAAAGACUCGGGCAUCCUCUGAGGUCUCGCUGUCUGCAUCACCCCCUCCUAGACGAGGACACACGUCGACCGCUGUGCAUAUCGUUCAUCUCUUCCUCCACCGUCCCCGACAUAACAUAUAAUACACGACAC
This is a messenger RNA of Paraphaeosphaeria sporulosa, 1507 nucleotides long. RefSeq names its product guanine nucleotide binding protein, alpha subunit. Gene Ontology annotation, biological process: adenylate cyclase-activating G protein-coupled receptor signaling pathway. The coding region runs from base 327 to 1397 and encodes 356 amino acids. The transcript has 6 exons. Gene Ontology annotation, molecular function: G-protein beta/gamma-subunit complex binding; GTP binding; G protein-coupled receptor binding. The record is from RefSeq and is a predicted model, not a curated record. NCBI's taxonomy places the organism in Eukaryota, Fungi, Ascomycota, Dothideomycetes, Pleosporales, Didymosphaeriaceae. Gene Ontology annotation, cellular component: heterotrimeric G-protein complex.